CGGGCCGGGGCUGAACAGGGCAGGGCGUUCCUCGCUCUCCUCUUUCCUGUUUGCUGGCUACCCAGUUAGCUUGAGCUCGGGGAGGUGCGGAGGGAGGAAGGACUGACUCCCAGAUGCUCCGGGGGCAGCCGCAGGGCCAAGACGUCCCUCCAGGCGGAGCAAGCGGGGUUGGCUUCAGUGUCUGCUCUCAGGUCGCCCUGGCUAAGAACACCAAGCGCUUUUGCCCAGGAGAAGAGCCCAGACAUCCCAGCAGAGUACUGAAAGGUUGCAGUUUGUGGAGUUGUAAUUGCAGGUAUUCUUGAGAAAAGUACACGUGACUUGGGUGUGAGAAAGGACAUGAGGAGUCCAAGGACUUGGGGUGCUGCUAAUCAGAAUGAAACAAAUGUUGAAAGACUUUUCAAAUCUACUAUUAGUGGUACUCUGUGACUAUGUCCUUGGUGAAGCUGAGUUCUUCCUCUUGGGGCAGCCAGGUCACGUAGCUUUAAGCAACAACACCGUGUCUGUAGAUUUCCAGUAUCCUGAUGGAAAUAAUGCAACAAUGAGGAAUGUGUCUGUCCUGCUGCUGGAUGCCAGCAAAAAUCAGACCAUCACCACCAAAUACCUCCUGACCAACCAGUCCCAAGGCACACUGGAGUUUGAGUGUUUCUAUUUCAGGGAGGCUGGUGACUAUUGGUUCGUACCAAGUCCAGCAAAAAUGGACAAUAGCACCGGAGUCCCCUUGCAGGAGAAGCAUGCCUUUCUGAAGGUGGAAUGGCCUGUGUUCCACAUUGAUUUCAAUCAGACAUCAAAGGCAACAGGAGGCACCUUGCAGGUGGGACUUUUUACAAAUCAGCCGCUGUGCACUUUCACUAUGGACAGACCUGACAUUUUGGUAGAAAUCAUCUUUACCAACAGCAUUUCGGAGCUGAAAGAAAGCAGUCAACCGCUGGAAAUAAGAAUUAGCAAAAGGAUUAGCCUUGCUCCAGUUCAGUGGGUAGACUUUGACUGUGCUCCCAUUGGCUCACAAGCCUUUGCCACUGUGUUACUGAAACUGCAUGAUACUGAAUCCGUCAUUACCUCAAUAGGACCCGUUGACUUGGUCCGAAGAUUCGGCUACCAGCUGGUGACAUUGCCAGAACUAACGUGCGAGUCCUUGGUGGAUGUGAUGAUUGUGCCCCCUCCAUGUACUUUUGCCCAAGGAUCGGUCGUUGUAUAUAAGGACACUCCCAGACAUUCUGGGGAAAGACCUACUUGGUUGGCUGAAAACAUCGUGCCUCUAGGGGCCAGCAAAACAGCAUUUAACUGUACUUUGUUUGCCAUGGGGAAAAAUAAAUACUGUUUUGAGUUCAGCUUUUCAAGCAAAACCCAUUUUUCCUCGAGGGAGGAGUGCAUGGUGAUCCAGAGAACUAUAGAAGCAUGGAGCCAAUGGCAGGCCUGGAACCCAUGCAGCGUAACAUGUGGUGAUGGCGUACGAGAUCGGCAGCGGAUCUGUCUCACCUCCUCCCCUUCCAAGCCCGGCUGUGUUGGAAAAUCCACAGACACCUCCUUGUGCUCUUUGGAGGAAUGCUUUACCUUCCAACCUUCCAGCCCAUCUCCUGUCCAACCCAAGAGCCCCCUGAAAGCUAAUAACAUCGUGACUGUUACUGGGAUCUCUCUGUGCUUGUUCAUAAUCAUUGCCACUGUCCUCAUUACCCUGUGGAGGAAGCUUGGCCGGGCUCCCAAGUGCAGCGCCCCGGCACGCCACAACUCAAUCCACUCCCCCAACUUCCGGAAGAACUCAGAUGAAGAGAACAUCUGUCAGCUGAGUGAGCAGAGGGGCAGCUUCUCUGAUGGGGGUGAAGGACCCUUGGGGAACCCUGCAGAGAUCAAUAUCCCUUUGACCUACCGGAGGAGUGUGCAGCUGACUCCGGAGGAAGAAGUCUCUGGCAGUGAGAGUUUUCAGUCCAAUGCCCAGAAGAUAAUCCCCCCUCUUUUUAGCUACCGCCUCGCACAAAAGCAGCUGAAGGAGAUGAAAAAGAAGGGUCUGACGGAAACGACCAAAGUGUACCAUGUGUCUCAGAGUCCUCUCACUGACACGGUUGUGGAGGGUGCCACCAGUGCUGCCUUAGACCCAGAAAGCCCAGAAGAAGCCACAGUGAACAAAUUCAGAAUCAAAUCCCCUUUUUUGGACCAACCGUCCAUCAGCCCUGGGGAAAGGCCUCACUCCAGGCUGGAUUUUAAUGCAUCUCUGGCCAAUCCUGCGCUGAGCCCCAGCCAGACCCUCAUUCGCAGAUCACAGCUGAAAUACGUGGGCAGCAAAGGGGGCCAGUCUGAAAGGAGCUAUCCCCGGCACUCCCAUUUCAGGAGAACUGCAAGUUUCCAUGAAGCCAAACAAGUCAGGCCCUUCAGGGAAAGGAGCAUGUCCACUCUGACUCCACGACAAGCUCCAGCCUAUAAUUCCAGGACACGAACCUGGGACCAUGGAGAAGAUAGAUUUCGGGCUCGGUCUCGGGGAGGCUACCCAUGUCCUGAGAAGCUGGAGCAUCCCCGGGGGACUGAGAUGGCCAAUGAGCCAUUUAGCCCUCUCCCCAAGUCCCACCCCAUGGGGCUUCCAGCUAGGAAACCUGACUUGAUCAAUGACCGUCUAGCAGGACUGGUCAAUGGCACAGAGAGAGCUGAAUCCCACAGACACAGGAGGGGACCAUCCCCGAGUCACAAGAGCAUUUCAAGGAAACAGCCCUCCCCAACUGUCCCCAAGGAUAGCUACCAGAGGGUCAGCCCUUUGAGUCCCUCCCAGUACAGAAGAGACAAGUGUCAGAGCUUCCCAGCACACCCAGAAUAUGCUUUCUAUGACAAUACUUCUUUUGGCCUUACUGAGCUAGAGCAAAGGAUGCUUGACUUGCCUGGAUAUUUUGGGUCAAAUGAAGAAGAUGAAACCACAAGCACACUGAGCAUAGAGAAGUUGGUGAUCUAAAAGAAGCAUGAGAGUGAGGACAAAACUACGGAAUCUCAGUCAAUCUCCUAGUCUGUGUCCUCACUCCCUGCCUUCAACCCUUGGCCUGUUUUCAUACCACUUUUUGUACCACUGAACAGAGUAUCCACAGGGAAGAAAUGAUCUAUGGGAAGUAUGUUCUGUGUGUGUGUGUGUGUGUGUGUGUGUGUGUGUGUGUG
Molecule: messenger RNA, 3129 nt
Organism: Dromiciops gliroides (monito del monte)
Lineage: Eukaryota; Metazoa; Chordata; Mammalia; Microbiotheria; Microbiotheriidae
Gene: THSD1
Product: thrombospondin type 1 domain containing 1
Exons: 5
Coding region: 374-2932 (852 amino acids)
Cellular component (GO): cell periphery; cell surface
Source: RefSeq, a predicted model, not a curated record